This is a messenger RNA of Columba livia (rock pigeon), 3586 nucleotides long. It is a transcript of the gene RHAG, whose product is annotated as Rh associated glycoprotein. Gene Ontology annotation, biological process: ammonium transmembrane transport; ammonium homeostasis. The transcript has 14 exons. Bases 488 to 1765 code for a protein of 425 amino acids. Gene Ontology annotation, cellular component: plasma membrane. The record is from RefSeq and is a predicted model, not a curated record. Gene Ontology annotation, molecular function: ammonium channel activity. NCBI's taxonomy places the organism in Eukaryota, Metazoa, Chordata, Aves, Columbiformes, Columbidae.
UUGAGGGUGGCAGCAACAGAAGCUGGAAGAGAUCUUCUGCAUCAUGAGGUGCCACCCUGGAUCAUCAUACAACCUGCUGGGCUACUGAAGUGUAUCCAGGCAUUAACCUUCUUACUUUCAUAGGGAAUUUCAAAAUAUUCUACUUCCCUAUUGAUGUGGAAGAGAAGAAAUAGCAGAUAUACUCACAAGAAGCACAUAUGCUGAGUAAUGAUAAGAGCAACUACUACGGUACAAGUCUAAGUCUUAUCUUUGGAGAAUGAUGCACUGGAACAGACUGCCCAGUGGAGUGGUCAAUGAGGCCAUCUAGUUGGAGGCCUGUAUCUAGUGGAGUGGCUCUAGGACAGAUGAACAUAGAAAGGGUUGCUAGAAACUGUUUGGAAGACUUUCUGCAAAACGUGAUCUCCAGGUGAAAGAUCCACUGAGUUAGACAGCUCUACUGAAAGCAAGUGUCUUUUAUCAGGCUCUGACAGCCGCCCAUUCUCCUGCAAUGUCUUCAGCCCUUGACACCAACAUGAGGUUCAAGUUCUCGAUUCUGGCUCUUCUUCUCGAAGUGAUCAUCAUUGUUUUGUUUGGGAUAUUCGUGGAAUACAAGAACAGCGUUGCCACUUUAUACCCAUUCUUUCAGGAUGUCCAGGUGAUGAUAUUCAUUGGAUUUGGUUUCCUGAUGACCUUCCUGAAGAAAUAUGGAUUCAGCAGUGUUGGUAUCAACAUGCUCAUUGCUGCCUUCGGUCUCCAGUGGGGAACCCUGAUGCAAGGAUUUUGGCACAUGGAAAGAGGGAAAAUUUGUGUUGAUAUCAGAAGAAUGAUAAAUGCAGACUUCAGUACAGCAACUGCUUUGAUUUCAUUUGGAGCAGUCCUGGGGAAAACAAGUCCUGUUCAGAUGCUGAUCUUGACAAUUCUGGAGAUCACCAUCUUCGCAUGCAAUGAACAUCUAGUCACAGAAAUACUUCAGGCAACAGAUGUUGGAGCCUCAAUGACUAUUCAUGUUUUUGGAGCUUAUUUUGGUUUGGCCGUAACCCUCGUCUUGUAUCGUCCUGGUUUAAAAAACAAACAUGAAAAUGAAGAAUCUACCUAUCACUCAGACAUAUUUGCCAUGAUUGGUACCCUGUUCCUUUGGAUUUUUUGGCCAAGUUUUAACUCUGCCAAUGUACCUGAACAAACUGACCGGAUUCGAGCAGUUGUCAACACUUACUAUUCCUUGGCUGCAUGUACUGUCGUAACAUUUGCCCUCUCCAGCCUGCUAGAUCAAAGAGGCAAAUUCAGCAUAAUUCUCAUUCAAAAUGCCACCCUGGCAGGAGGAGUAGCAAUUGGAACCUGUGCUGACCUGUCAAUCCAUCCUUUUGCUGCCAUGUGCAUUGGGAGCAUCGCUGGAAUCAUCUCUGUCCUUGGGUUCCACUUCCUCACUCCUUUGUUGGCAUCCAAACUGAACAUUCAUGACACUUGUGGAGUUCACAAUUUACAUGGUUUACCUGGAAUACUGGGAGGCAUCACUGGCAUCGUGGUAGCUGCAAUAAAAGAGGAAGUUAGGCAAGAUGACAGCUUUACUCCUGGAAUGCAGGCUGCUGCCCUGGGCAGUUCACUUGGAAUUGCACUGGCAGGUGGAGCAUUGACAGGUGGUAUUCUAAAGUUGCCCUUCUUGGGACAAGCAUCUGACCAGAAUUGCUUUGAUGACUCUGUUUAUUGGGAGGUUCCAGAAAAGGAGAAGACACAUGAAAUUCACUCCAACAACCAUGAUGAGCACACCAGAUUUGAAGCCACUAUGUAGAAAAAUAGUUAAUCUAUAAUAUUCAUCCUAAUGAUUCUCUUUUCAGUUUGUAAUGCUAAAAAAUGACAUCUGAGUAUUGCCCUAACUACACUAGGCUUUCAAGAAGGGGUUGUAUAUAGCUAUAUUUUUUGUAAUAUGAAACAGGCUUGAUUUUUUAAUAUAUAGUCAUUAUGCCAAGGUCAGGUCAAUUAAUUAUAUCCUUCCAAUAUAUUUGUGCAUCAGAAAAACCCACCACAAACUGCUCUACAAACUUGUCUGUAUUUUACCUUUCAUCAACCUUUGUGUUUCAAGCCUAUUACAGGAUAUCAUAUUUAACUUUUCAAAUUUCUGAGUUAGAGUCACAUCCUUCAACUGCUUAGGGAUAAUCGGGAAGAGAAAGAUUGAUAUUUCUUUUAAUUUGGAUUCUAACAAGCUUUUUACCAGAGCAUUCCAGAUUAACUUACAGAAUAUAGUGAUUGAUGAGGUAUACUCAGUGACAAUAUGAGUAUAAAGAUUCUUUGUUAAUACAUUUAUUGAAAGGGAGAAGAAAGCAAAAUGGUGAAAAUUUAAUUAUUGGCAUAGAUCUAUUUAGAUUGUUUCAAGGACAUUCUAAGGGAAUUGAGUAGGACCUAUGAAAAACAAGUAAAUACAUAAUAAGUCUUAUUAUGUUCAAGAGCAAUAAGUGGAUAUUAGCAUUGUUAAUGUCAAUAGAUAUAAACUGAAUUAAAUAUUAACUUCAAGAAGAGGCAUGACUUGUUAGGAACUGGUCAGAAAGCACCUCUGUUCAACCUACAGAAGACACAGUGGAGAACUUCAGUGUGGUGAGUUGCUACAUUUAAAGUCACUGCCUCCUGAAACAAGAAAAAGCAGAAAGAAGAAAAUGAAAACUAAAUUAGGAAAAAUUAACUCCCCCUGAGAAGUGAUUAUAAUGGCUUCUCAAUUAAUACAAAAAAAAUGAGGUAUCUGAAGGAAUUCUGUGAGAUGACAGUAACUGUGGGAGCAGAGUCACACAUCGGUGCCUACCUACAUAAUCCAUUGAGAGGCAAUGGAUGGGAGAUGAAAAUCUAACAGAAAGAUUACAAUGCCUCUGGGCUACCGCUGAUGUCUCAAAAGGACACACUCCAGUGGAUGAAUUUUCAAGACUUUUUAAUAUUAGAAUCUUAUUUCAAGUCUUACUUAUCAGAUAUAAGAGGAAAACUCUGCUUGUAUAAAAUAGCACAGAUCUCUUCCAUUCUGCUGAUGUAUUUUUCCUUGAAAAAACUUAGAAAGAUACCGGGCAGGGCUGUUCCAUAUGUUAUAUGAGCUCUAUACUGCUAUAUAUGUUGGAUUUAUAUCUAUGAAUGAAAAUACAUCUGUUGUAACAUACUUUAGUUCAGAUAUGCUCUUUUGUAGAUGUGCAACAACUGACUCUUUUCUACCUUUGUGGCUAGAAGACAUAUUUUAUCCUUUCAAAGUUGUCACACAAUCAUUUUUUGAAAAACUGAGAAGGCAUUUAACAAUGUAAAUAUUGCAUAUGUAAAGAUUUUAGCAGUAUUUUAUACAUAAUUUACAAACACAAAGCACUGAAGUACUUGAAAAAGAUUCCAUAUGUAGACAGACUGUAAAAAUCUUAUCAUUGAUACAUGAAGCUCACCACUCAAAAUCCUGCUUGGGUAUUCAGAGGGUCUUUUGUUCACCUACAGCUCUGAGGUAAAUUCACUGAUCAUGAGUGUCGAUCUCAAAGGAAUACCUGAGUGAAAAAGUACAACUCACCAUGAGUAAAUCUUUCAGAAUGAUGACCUCAAUAGUUAUCUUUAGUACUUUAAAACAAAAGAGGGAAAAAUAAAUGAUCCAGUUUUGUUC